Tetrapisispora phaffii CBS 4417 is the source of this 678-nucleotide messenger RNA. RefSeq names its product CDP-diacylglycerol--inositol 3-phosphatidyltransferase (gene PIS1). NCBI's taxonomy places the organism in Eukaryota, Fungi, Ascomycota, Saccharomycetes, Saccharomycetales, Saccharomycetaceae. Gene Ontology annotation, molecular function: CDP-diacylglycerol-inositol 3-phosphatidyltransferase activity. The transcript has a single exon. The coding region runs from base 1 to 678 and encodes 225 amino acids. The record is from RefSeq and is a predicted model, not a curated record. Gene Ontology annotation, cellular component: Golgi apparatus; membrane. Gene Ontology annotation, biological process: phosphatidylinositol biosynthetic process.
AUGUCAAGCAAACAAGCAAAACAAGAAAAAAAGCUGGUAACGUCCAACGAUGUAUUUCUUUACAUUCCAAAUUUAAUUGGCUACUCUAGAGUUGUCACUGCUGUGUUAUCCUUCAUGGCUAUGCCAAACCAUCCAAUGUAUACGGCUUUAAUCUACACUGUUUCAUGCUUGUUAGAUGCCUUGGAUGGUACCAUGGCUCGUAAAUAUAACCAAUGUAGUAAAUUCGGUGCUGUUUUAGAUAUGAUAACCGACAGAUCAACAACUUCAAGUUUGCUAUGCUUCCUAUCCAUUCUGUAUCCAAAAUACUGUAUCAUAUUUCAGAUUCUAUUGUCUUUGGAUCUAUCUAGUCACUACAUCCACAUGUACUCCACUUUAAUCGAUGCUAAGAAUGAAACCAAGUCGCACAAAUCCAUUGACGAAAAUUCCAACUACUUUUUGAAACUGUACUACUCUAACAGAACUGUUCUAUUCAUGAUAUGUGCUUUCAAUGAAAUAGUCUACGGUGGUAUUUAUUUAAUCGGAUUCCAAAAGUACGCCAAAGUUGGCUAUUUCUUAUUCUACAUUAGUCUACCAGGGUUUUUAUUCAAGCAGUUCACCAACAUUUUACAAUUACAAAGGGCUUCUAUCAUUUUAGCCUCCAUCGAUGCCGAUGACGCUAACAAAGCUAACAAAUAUUGA